CAGACUGUACAGUAGAUAGACACACACACACACACACACACACACACACCCGCUCGCGUGCGCGCAGGUAUGUUUUACCCUAAAAUGAUACACUGGUGACUGAAGCCCAGAGUGUCGGAUGUAGAUUCUAGUAUUUUUAUAAAGCGCGACUGGAGCGUGGCUGCGCCACACAUUGCCUGGCUGAGGGAAGCACCAAGUCUUGCCCUGCACGCUGACGACAGCGAUGAAGAUCGUGCUAUUGCUUACGCUGGUGGCAGUGCUGUGCUACGGAUCUCGUCCAAAAUGCAUGACAGACAGAAAUCAACUGAAGUUUUGGUACAAGCAGAGAACUCUCACGAGUUGCAACAAACCCAAAGAGUCCUUUGUUCAACUGAAGGUUCCUGAUGGCUUUGACUAUGUGAAGCCCAGCGUGGUCAAGAUCCCGCAGUGCACAGGUCUCUUUUGCUCCAACUACCCGAUGAAGUGCGUGCCAGGGGAAUCCGAAACGAGGAACCUGAUAGUAGAAGCCUUUACUAAAGGAGCAGAUCACCAGCCCACCUGUGUACAUGUCUCCGUAGAGGAACACUUGGACUGCAAGUGUGACUGUGAAGAGACUACCUGCGAGCAGAACGAGAUUUUUGAUGAUGAUACUUGCUCGUGUCAAUGUCAUCCAACAUAUAAACGUCAGUGCCAGGAAAGGAUUGAUGCUGGCCACAGAGUGCGGUGGUCAAAGAACGCCUGCGCGUGCCUGUGUAGCCACCCUAUUGACUGUGACAACAGCAUGGAAUGGAACCACUUCUUAUGCGAAUGUGUUCCCAGCAAAAGACUCGUAUUAGACUCACUCAGUAAUGAAUUGUUCUAAAGUCUGAAUAAAUUGUUCUGAGACACAUCAGACUAUAAUGGAGGAAGAGGAAGAGGAGGAAGAGGAGCAGUACUGCAAAGCACAACAAUGAUAAUCUUAAGGACAUAGCCUCUGUUAAGCAGCACACUCACAACUCAAAUCAACUCAAACUUAUGAUUGUUAGAGAGAUGGUUUACUUCAAGUUUGUGUUUUCAUUGAAGAUGUUUUUGAGUGUCCACGUCAAAUGUAUAGGAUCUCUACACCGAAGUUCUGUUUAAUCUAGAAGAAUUGACGAGAAAACUGUCUUCUCUAAUUCUUAUCUUGCACCUGUCAAGUUUGCUGCACGAGGUAAUGCUCGGGCGCUUCUCAGUUUUAAGCAUAGCAUUGUCGACUCUGCUAAGAACACGUGAAUGUUCCCCGAGGUGAAAGAGAUAAAGGAGAAAGAGAAACGUGUCAAAUGGCGUUGAACGUGGCAUCGCUGUAAUGAACGCCUUGGCACCAAUGUAUCUGUUCCUCCUUUGCUCACCAGGUAGCAGGAGUUACUCUAUAAUAAACUCAAGAUCAGGAGCACA
Scylla paramamosain (green mud crab) is the source of this 1392-nucleotide messenger RNA. RefSeq names its product balbiani ring protein 3-like. Gene Ontology annotation, cellular component: membrane. The coding region runs from base 224 to 841 and encodes 205 amino acids. Gene Ontology annotation, molecular function: growth factor activity. The record is from RefSeq and is a predicted model, not a curated record. Lineage: Eukaryota; Metazoa; Arthropoda; Malacostraca; Decapoda; Portunidae. The transcript is spliced from 6 exons.